Parnassius mnemosyne (clouded apollo) is the source of this 426-nucleotide messenger RNA. The record is from the annotation of a GenBank genome assembly. NCBI's taxonomy places the organism in Eukaryota, Metazoa, Arthropoda, Insecta, Lepidoptera, Papilionidae.
AUGGCAUACCGAUACUCAAAUAUUGAGUAUACUGAAAUGGUGCGAAUUUUAGCAAUUUGCAAUGAUAACGUUAGUGAAGCCUGCCGUGAAUAUUCAAGGCGAUUUCCCAACUCACGUGCACCGAGCUACGCUACGAUGCUAGGUACUACAAAGCGAUUGCGAGAUUACGGGCAAUUCCAGCCUGUAUCAAUCGAUCGUGGUCGUCCACCGCGGCGCACAGUACGUGAGCAGGAAGACAUACUGCAGUUUUUUGAACAAAAUCCAGCAGCGAGCACUUAUGAGGCAGCCCGACAGUUCAAUGUGUCACAGUACUACGCAUGGAGUGUCAUACACAAUGAAGGGAAGUACCCUUCCACUUGCAUCGUGUUCAUGAACUCAGCGAAGCUGACAAACCAACGCGAGUUACAUUUUGUAACUGGUUACUAG